Molecule: messenger RNA, 1173 nt
Organism: Ostertagia ostertagi
Lineage: Eukaryota; Metazoa; Nematoda; Chromadorea; Rhabditida; Trichostrongylidae
Source: the annotation of a GenBank genome assembly
AUGUUCGGUCAACCGAAGGAAAAUGUAGGAACUUGGGAAGGAAAGCAUGCCGAUGAAAUCCUUAUUUUCACUCACAAAGAUUGUGAACCUCGUGCAAAGGUGGCCGCUUUUGAUAUGGAUGGUACAUUAAUCACGACGAAGUCUGGUAAGGUAUUUCCCGUGGACAAUUCCGACUGGAGGAUAAUUUAUGACAAGGUUGCGCCACAUUUGAAGAAACUACAUAACGAAGAAAACUUCAAGAUUGUCAUCUUCACAAAUCAGAAAGGCAUUAAGGUGGGCAAGGUAGAUAAAAAUGGUUUCAAACGCAAAGUGGAAGCUAUAGUUGCGAAGCUAGGAGUUCCAGCUCAGGCAUUUGUCGCGCUCGGCGAAGGACAUUAUCGAAAACCUUGUACCGGCAUGUGGAAGGAGUUGGAGGAAGCGAAUGGUGAUAUUGCUAUCGAUGUUGCCAAGUCGUUGUAUGUGGGAGAUGCAGCUGGUAGACAUAAAACCAAGACUCGCCCUAAAAAGGAUCACUCGUGCGCCGACAGGUUCUUUGCCGCGAACGUUGGCCUCAAGUUCCAGACUCCGGAAGAGUUUUUCCUUGACCAAAGUACACCUGAGCCAUGGGGACCACCUUCCUUUGAUCCGACUGAGUUUUUCAGUAUGAAAAAACCUCUCCUAGAACCAGAAGACACUCCUCUACCAUCAGCUACAAAAGAGGUGCUUGUGAUCGUUGGUUUUCCGGGAUCAGGAAAGUCGACGUUUGCACGAAAACUUGAGUCUGAGCAUAAUUACAUGGUAGUGAAUCGUGACACUCUCGGUACUUGGCAAAAGUGUUGCGAAUACGCUCGUGCCCAUCUGAAAUCUGGUAAGAGCGUUGUGGUAGACAAUACCAAUCCUAACAAGGAGUCAAGGAGCCGCUACAUAGCAUUAGCACGGGAAAUGAAGGUGCCAUGCCGAUGCUUUGUUCUAACAUGUGAUAUCCACCAAGCUGAACAUAAUGUGAAAUUCCGUCUCCUGACGCAAAAGUCAAGCAAUGAAGUCACAACAAUGGUUCUUCGCAUGUAUGCGAAUAAAUACGAGAAGCCGGAGCUCUCAGAAGGAUUUGACUCAGUGGCUCAUGUGAAUUUUGUGCCCAACUUUGACAACGAAGAGCACGAGAAGCUGUAUAAACAGUUCCUGACAGAAAAAUGA